Penicillium argentinense is the source of this 888-nucleotide messenger RNA. RefSeq lists its product as uncharacterized. Bases 1 to 888 code for a protein of 295 amino acids. NCBI's taxonomy places the organism in Eukaryota, Fungi, Ascomycota, Eurotiomycetes, Eurotiales, Aspergillaceae. The transcript has 3 exons. The record is from RefSeq and is a predicted model, not a curated record.
AUGGCGUGGUCCAGAGAGAUUGGCGUGCCUUUAGAGUCCGUGUCCGAGCAGGUGAAGCAGGUGGAUCCACCCCUAUAUUGUGAGGAGUCCGUGUCCGAACAAGUGGUCAGAAAACGGCGCAGAGACCCAUGGUCAAUGCCAUCUGACGAUGAAAGACAAAAAAGACUGCUCCUUCCAUCCCCUCAACCGCUAGGCUCUCCCACCGAAGUCAAUACACCGAGUACUCUCUCCCCGUCACCCUCCUCAAUCCGUCCAACUUAUUUUACGCAUGUUUCCUCUCCUGGCCGCACAGAGCGUAACAGACUUGCGCGUCUGGAACGUGAGCUCCGUGGUGUUUCCGAUGACCUGAUCUGCCAACUAUUAAUUCGAUCAGGACGCCAACAUCUGCUGGCCAUACCAGAAGAUGUAGGCAAUGGACUGCCAUCCGAGUUUGAGAAAGUCGGCUUUGCCAAGGUCGAGAUGAUUGAGCGCCGCCUCAAACGAUAUGUCGAUGAGAUGAUUGAACGCAGCCUCAAAUCACAUGUUGUCGACGAGAUUGUCGAUAGUGCCGUGAGCGAGUGUCGUGAUCAGAUCUUCGACGAAUGCAAAACAAACGAAGCCGCAUUUCGUGAACAUGUCGACGACGGUAACUCCGAGGUACGCAAUACGACCAAUGAAUGUAUGAAGGAAAUGGAAGAACAAGCGCGAAAGCACAUGCGAGAAAUGGAAGAACGAGCGCAAGAGUACAUGAAUGAUAUCGAGGAUCAGGGGAUCGAGAUUGGGAUAUCUACAAAGGAAAAAGUCGCAAAGCUCAAGCGCUGGUUCAAUGCUUCUGCCCAGUCUUUACUUGAUAGCAAGUCAAGCCAUGGCCAUGAGCUGGGCACUAAUGCCAGGCGCAGUUCCAUUUAG